This is a messenger RNA of Myotis lucifugus (little brown bat), 1306 nucleotides long. RefSeq names its product selection and upkeep of intraepithelial T-cells protein 1-like. The transcript is spliced from 7 exons. Lineage: Eukaryota; Metazoa; Chordata; Mammalia; Chiroptera; Vespertilionidae. Gene Ontology annotation, biological process: regulation of cytokine production; T cell receptor signaling pathway. Bases 93 to 767 code for a protein of 224 amino acids. Gene Ontology annotation, cellular component: external side of plasma membrane. The record is from RefSeq and is a predicted model, not a curated record. Gene Ontology annotation, molecular function: signaling receptor binding.
CCAGCUUAGGAAUACAGAUUCUUGUGCAUCCUCCUAAUACCAAAGGCCUUUUGGUGGAGUGUAAUACAGGAGGUUGGUUCCCACAGCCUCAAAUGGAAUGGAGAGACAGCAGAGGAGAGAUCAUUCCGCCUACAUCCAUAUCCCAUUCACAGGACACAGAGAAAUUGUUCCACAUGAAGAUGACUCUUCUCCUUAAACAGAGCUCCCAUAGGAAUGUCACUUGCUGCCUUCGAAACCCCGUAACUGGUCAAGAGGAAAGGACAAGCAUUGUCCUAUCAGAUAGAAAUCUUUGUUGGUUUUAUAUAUUUAACAUGCCCCAACUGCUUCAAAUAUUAGAUCAAUUGUUUCCGUGGAACCUUAUUUGGAGACUGAUUCUAGGCAUAAUUCUGGCUCUGCUGGUGUUAUUUAUCAUGGUGCCCAGUAUUGAUCUGUAUGACAGAUUACAAGAACUACAGCAGAAUGGAUCUUCUGUGUGUUCCAGAGUCUGUACCAAAGACUGUCUGCCUAAUGGAUGCACAGAUUGCCUCCGCAAAAUGAGAAACCCUAUAGUAGUGGGCAUCAUAAUAAUCCUGCUUUCAAUAGGUGUAAUUGCCUCACUCAUUUCUUAUUUGCAUCACAAAAUCAGAGUUCCUGCUUCAGAUCCACAUUUCCAAUUGGAUACUAUGUGGUUGGAAGAUAUCACGGUGAUCCUGUGUGUUCUGACUGUCUUCAUCACCAUGAUCAUUUCCUUUAUUUACUUUAGAUUCAGAGGUGUCCUAGAAAGAUAGGAAUUAAACAAGCAUCAACCAUCUCUUCUGGAACUCUGGAUAAAGGUAUACAGUGGAAAACAAGACCUCCGUGGCAACCUUACAAACACAGAGACCUAAAAUAACCACAAAGGAUGAUCUGAAAUUAAAACUUUUAAACUAAAAGCAGUUUGUGGUGGGUAGUCAUAUCCUAGCUAGAAAUCUUCUCUGACAAAGAUCAAUUUUAACCUUAACUAAGCCUGUCUAUUGUCUUUUUGCAUCUAUGAUAAAUACCUUUGGAUGUGAAAGUAAUUUCCUUUUUUCUGUACCCCUCAUGUUCAGGCACCACUCUGUAGAGACCACAAAUCCCCUCACUGUUAUUGAGUUAAUUGUUGACUGUUAACUAUCCUGUACCCACCAAUGUAAAAGAAGUAUGUAUCUUUCAUUUUACUGUUUAUCCAAUCCCAGAGGUUUCCCACUUUUCUUUCUCCUGCUUUUCAAAUCUAUCACCAGUAGAUUGUAUGUAACCCACUUACAUCUUCUCUUUUUAUUGUAAUGUAUUAAAAAGUGAAAAACUGCCA